GGGCUUCCUGUCUUCCUGGAAGGAGCCCGGGUGUCUCUUGGUUUCCGGAAAGGCAAUAAAAGCAAUCCGAACCCCUAGUUUUCCCCUAGUGUAGUGCUGUCACACAAGCAGAGCGACACUGCCAGGAACGAGCCGCUGCAGUCCCCGAUGCGACUUUCCAGGCAGCCUCGAAAUCGCCUCCUCGCCGUAGUAGAUUGACUUCUUAAACUCAGAUUUAAAAAUCUCUCGGGGUCCAUAAUCAGAAUGUUCGUGGAAAAGAUUUUGUUUUUCAACGUGCUGGAGUUUCAACCUUUUUGAGAGAGCCCAUUCGCUUAAACUCAGUUUUGGUCUCUGUGGGCAGAGCUCCUGGCAAGUAUGAGGCAAGGAUUUCUUGAAGCAAAAUUGCAGCAGAGCUCUCCACCACCUUGUGGCUAGGCUGCCGAGUCCUGAAGGGAUCACAGGAACACGGAAAAGACACCUUCUGAGAAGACAUGGCUGGCAGAGAGGAGAAGACCGAGAGUGCAGGCAGAGUGCUGAGGAUAAGUCAGCUGGAUGCACUUGAACUGAACAAGGCUCUGGAGCAGCUCGUGUGGUCUCAGUUUACUCAGUGCUUUCAUGGAUUUAAGCCAGGCCUGUUGGCUCGAUUUGAACCAGAAGUGAAAGCAUGUCUGUGGCUUUUCCUGUGGAGGUUCACCAUCUACUCCAAAAAUGCCACUGUGGGGCAGUCAGUUUUGAAUAUUCAGUACAAAAAUGAUUUUUCUUCCAACCCAAGAUACCAGCCCCCAAGUAAAAAUCAGAAACUGUGGUAUGCUGUGUGCACCAUUGGGGGGAGAUGGUUAGAAGAACGAUGUUAUGAUUUGUUUCGAAAUCGUCAUUUAGCAUCUUUCGGGAAAGUCAAACAGUGCAUGAAUUUUGUGGUUGGACUUUUAAAAUUAGGUGAGUUGAUAAACUUCUUGAUUUUCCUGCAAAAGGGAAAGUUUGCCACUUUGAUAGAGCGCCUCCUUGGCAUCCACUCUGUAUUUUGCAAGCCCCAGAACAUGCGUGAGGUUGGCUUUGAGUACAUGAAUAGGGAACUUCUCUGGCAUGGCUUUGCCGAGUUUCUGAUUUUCCUUUUACCGCUCAUCAAUAUCCAGAAGUUGAAAGCCAAGUUGUCUUCCUGGUGCAUACCCCUUACUGGUACUGCUGGUAGUGACAGUGCCCUGGUUUGCAGUGGCAGAGAAUGUGCUCUCUGUGGAGAGUGGCCCACAAUGCCUCACACCAUUGGAUGUGAACACGUGUUCUGUUAUUACUGUGUUAAAAGUAGCUUCCUAUUUGACAUGUACUUUACCUGUCCUAAGUGUGGCAUAGAAGUGCACAGUGUGCAGCCACUGAAAUCAGGAAUUGAAAUGUCAGAAGUGAAUGCUGUUUAGAAACCAAAUUGUUUCCUCUGAGGGAAAAUGUAUUGUGUCCAAGUCCUUGGUAUUAGUCAUCCUCAAUAUCAUAGGUAGGUGUCUUUGAAAAGGCAUGUGCUGCUCAGCCACUGUUCUCUUCUUUUCUAAGCACAACUAAAUUCUAAUCACUGGAAACUAAAUGACACAAGAGAAUCUUAUAAAUGCUCAUGUUAUUUUUUUUAAAUCAUCUAUUACAUUUUUAAUGUCAAGAAUAAUGGAAAAUUUUUGUCAGAUGAAUACUAAGAAUGACUAAGUGUGCUUCUUCAUAGAAAAAGGUCGGACUCUAAAAAUAAAAGAUUUUUGAGA
This is a messenger RNA of Peromyscus eremicus (cactus mouse), 1715 nucleotides long. It is a transcript of the gene Pex2, whose product is annotated as peroxisomal biogenesis factor 2. The record is from RefSeq and is a predicted model, not a curated record. The transcript is spliced from 3 exons. Gene Ontology annotation, molecular function: zinc ion binding. Gene Ontology annotation, cellular component: peroxisomal membrane. Bases 471 to 1388 code for a protein of 305 amino acids. Gene Ontology annotation, biological process: protein import into peroxisome matrix. NCBI's taxonomy places the organism in Eukaryota, Metazoa, Chordata, Mammalia, Rodentia, Cricetidae.